AUGGCUGCUGCUGGUCCAGUGCGAUAUGAAGAUCAGUUCCUGUGUUCCAUCUGUCUGGAUAUCUUUACUGAUCCAGUCACCAUGCCAUGUGGACACAACUUCUGCAAACACUGCAUCACUGAACACUUUGCCAAAAAUACAUGGACAUGUCCCACAUGUGGUGAACAUUUUUACAUUAGACCUCUGUUGAAGAUCAACACUUUCAUCUCAGAGAUGGUGUCUCAGUUCAGACGUGAAGCUCAACAUGAACCAAACAUCUACAGCUCAGAUCAACAAGCUGCCAAACCAGGAGAAGUUCCCUGCGACGUCUGCACUGAAACCAAACUGAAGGCCCUGAAGUCCUGCCUGGUGUGUCUGACCUCCUACUGUCAGACUCAUCUGGAACCUCAUCUGACACUUUCAGUACUAAAAAGACAUCAGCUGAUCCACCCUGUGGAGAACCUGGAAGACAGGAUGUGUAUGAAACAUGAUAAACCUCUGGAGCUGUUCUGUAAAACAGACCACACCUGUAUCUGUCUGCACUGCACCUACAAAGACCACAUGACACAUGAGUUUGUUCCUCUGAAAGAGGAACACAAAAAACAGAAGGCAGAGCUGAAGAAGACAGGGGCUGAAAUUCAGCAGAUGAUCCAGGAGAGACAACUGAAGAUCCAGGAGAUCCAACACUCAGUGGACCUCAGUAAGAAAGCUGCAGACAGACAAACAGCAGAAGGUGUUGAGGUCUUCACUGCUCUGAUGGAGUCUGUUCAGAGAAGUCUGGACCAGCUCAUUGAGGAGAUCCAAGAAAAGCAGAGAACCACAGAGAAACAGGCUGAAGACUUCAUCAGAGAGCUGGAACAGGAAAUCUCUGAGCUGAAGAAGAGAAGCACUGAGGUGGAACAGCUCUCAGGUUCUGAAAACCACCUCCACUUUGUCCAAGGAUUCACAUCUAUAAAGACUGCUCCACCCAUGAAGACCUGGACAAAGGUCAGCGUCCAUCCACCAUCAUAUGAGGAAAGUGUAGUGAAAACUGUGUCCCAGCUGGAGAACAAAGUCAAAGAGGACAAGAUAAAACUGCUGAAAGUGAAGCUGAAGACAGUCCAGCAGUAUGAGGUGGAUGUGACUCUGGAUCCAGAUACAGCAUAUCCUAAACUCAUCCUGUCUGAUGACGGGAAACAGGUCAGCUGUGGUGUUGAUUGGAAGAACCUUCCAGACAAACCAGAGAGAUUCUCUAUCUGUCGUAAUGUUUUGGGAAAGCAGAGUUUCUGUUCAGGCAGGUUUUACUUUGAGGUUCAGGUCAAAGGAAAGACUAACUGGAGUUUAGGAGUGGUCAGAGAGUCCAUCAACAGGAAGGCGUACAUCAUGGAAAGGCCUCAGAAUGGAUACUGGACCAUCUGGUUGAGAAAUAGAAAUCAGUACAGGGCUCGUACUGACCCUCCCAUCCAUCUGUCUCUGGAGUCUGGUCCUCAGAAGGUGGGGGUGUUUGUGGAUUAUGAGGAGGGUCUGGUCUCCUUUUAUGAUGUAGAUUCUUCAGCUCUCAUCUACUCCUUCACUGACUGCUGCUUCAGUGAUAAACUCCUCCCAUUUUUCAGCCCAUGUGGUAGGGAUGGAGGUAAAAACUCUGCUCCUCUGAUCAUCACUCCUGUCAGACUCCCUUAG
Sphaeramia orbicularis (orbiculate cardinalfish) is the source of this 1638-nucleotide messenger RNA. Its product is annotated as E3 ubiquitin-protein ligase TRIM21-like. The record is from RefSeq and is a predicted model, not a curated record. NCBI's taxonomy places the organism in Eukaryota, Metazoa, Chordata, Actinopteri, Kurtiformes, Apogonidae. The transcript has a single exon. Gene Ontology annotation, molecular function: zinc ion binding; protein binding; ubiquitin-protein transferase activity. Gene Ontology annotation, biological process: protein ubiquitination. The coding region runs from base 1 to 1638 and encodes 545 amino acids.